This is a messenger RNA of Mercurialis annua (annual mercury), 1066 nucleotides long. Its product is annotated as 31 kDa ribonucleoprotein, chloroplastic. Gene Ontology annotation, molecular function: mRNA binding. The record is from RefSeq and is a predicted model, not a curated record. The coding region runs from base 44 to 889 and encodes 281 amino acids. The transcript has 5 exons. NCBI's taxonomy places the organism in Eukaryota, Viridiplantae, Streptophyta, Magnoliopsida, Malpighiales, Euphorbiaceae. Gene Ontology annotation, cellular component: cytosol.
UUAUCUGUUUGUUGUAAGAAUUUUUUUUUCUGAGUGUUUAUCAAUGGCCGCCAUUCGCCUAGUACCCUCACUCCCCACAUCAUUCAAAACGACAUCGUUGUCUUCAUCUUCUUCCCCAAAAUUCCCGUGCUUGCUCCACUCACACUCUCGCAAAAUUCCUCUCGUUUCAUCAUCCUCCUCAUUAUCUACAUCAUCAAAGAGGCUAUUCAGUACAUUACAAGCUCUCGUAAAUGGGGAAUCAGUGGUUGCAGACCAAGAGAUUGACAGCGAGGCGAGUAGCGACGAGAGCGACGAAGAUAUUGGGGGUUUUAAACUAAAAAAGCAGACAACACCGUGUGAAUUGUACGUGUGUAAUCUUCCAAGAAGCUGUGACAUUGCUGAGCUUGUCGAGAUUUUCAAGCCUUAUGGAACUGUAAUUUCUGUUGAGGUCUCCAAGAAUCCAGAAACUGGCAUUAGUCGAGGAUGUGGUUUUGUCACAAUGGGUUCUAUGACUUCUGCAAAAAAUGCAAUUGCUGCACUGGAUGGAUCUGAUGUCGGUGGCCGCGAAAUGCGGGUUAAAUUUUCGGUUGAUAUGAGUUCAAGUAGGAGAAACGUUGAGACACAAAAUUCAUCACCGACAAAAAAUAUAAUAUAUGAAACUCCAUUUAAGGUAUACAUUGGCAAUCUUGCCUGGGCUGUAAAACCUGAAGAAUUGAGGAAUGAGUUCAGCAAGUUUGGAACUGUAGUAAGCGCGCGAGUUCUGUAUGAUCGAAAAGCUGGGAAAAAUCGUGCCUAUGGGUUUCUAUCAUUUUCAUCUGCUGAAGAGAGUGAAGCUGCACUUUCUUUGAAUGGAAAGGAUUAUCGUGGUCGGGUAUUAAUAGUUAGAAAAGGCGUUGAAAGACAAGAAUGAGCCUUGAAUUGCAGGAAGAAGAGUGCAUAUAUCGUCGCCAUUUCCACAUUCAAAGUUGAGUAUCUUGCAAUGAUCUUCAAGUAGCUUGGAAAGUUUUGUAUGGGACAAUUUGCCGCUUAAAUUACCAUUGAAAAUGAUAAUUUUGAUUGAUUUAAUGUUCUAAUUUUCAAUGCUCAA